Messenger RNA from Pneumocystis carinii B80, 1984 nucleotides. RefSeq lists its product as hypothetical. The transcript has 3 exons. Gene Ontology annotation, biological process: positive regulation of SREBP signaling pathway; positive regulation of cellular response to hypoxia; translational termination. The record is from RefSeq and is a predicted model, not a curated record. Lineage: Eukaryota; Fungi; Ascomycota; Pneumocystomycetes; Pneumocystales; Pneumocystaceae. Bases 28 to 1068 code for a protein of 346 amino acids. Gene Ontology annotation, molecular function: protein binding. Gene Ontology annotation, cellular component: nucleus.
CUCGACUCCACUUUUUAACCUCACUAUAUGGAUAAGAAGCGCCGGCCUCUUGGAAUAGCUGCUAGCCAAAGGAAAAGAGUACAAGAAGCACAGGAAAAGGUUAAUAAUACCUUCCCUAAUGGCUGGAAGGCAAAAGCGCUAUUAGAUUUGGCACAACUUGCUAGUGAAGGAGUAGAUAUUGAUAUUGAAGGAUUAAUUGAUAUUGAUACGAGUCUUAAUAAGAGUUUAACUAUUGAUAAGAAUGAAUCCAGUCUAAAUAGACAGGAUUAUGUUGAUUUAUAUGGAGAAGGAUUUUGUUUAAGUGCAGAAUUGGCGGAUUCAUUUAUUUCGACGACAUUUUUAUUAAUUGAUGCAGCUAUUAAGUGCUGCAAUGCAGCAUUAGAAGGAGAAUCGUGGGUAAAUAAAGGGACAUCAAUUGAAGAAAUGGAUCGGGAAACUAUUCAGUGUCUUCGUGGUCAAGCAAAGCUUACAAAACUUAUGCAUCAGCCUCAACGAUGUUAUGAAUUAAUUAAACCUACAUUAAAAAGUGCGAUGAAAGAUUUAGAUGCAUCUAAUUCAGUAGAAGUAUAUCGUACAAUUACACCUUUGGUUCAUUGGAUUGCAAGGAUUGGAGAUGAAUGUAGCGAAAAUGUAGAAAAAAAGGUGAUUAAUGAAUGGGUAGCAUCAAAAUGGCAAUUAUUAUUGAAUGAUAAUGAAUCAGAUGCAGAAGCAUUGGAAGGGUUAGGAUUUAUUGAAUUAUCUAUGUCAAAUGCUUAUCUUGAACCUAUCGAAGAGAUGGAAGAAAUAAAAGAAGAAACGAAUGCAGUGAUUCAGGCAGAAAAUCAUUUAAAAAAAGCGAUAGAGUAUUUUAUGAAAGCGUAUGAAGUACAAAAAGGGGAUAGUAUUUCAGAGAAUUUAUUUAUGAUGUUAGCGGAGGCAAAAAUAUCAUUGGUAAAUUUGAAAAGUAAAGAUAAACAAUCAGAGGAAUAUAAAAAUGUAUUAAAACAAUUAAGAGAGAUUGGUUUAAAUCAAUCCGGUCAGUUACCAGAUCAUUUACAAGAUAUUUUAAAUGAAUUUGAUACAUUAUAAAUAUUUCGAAUCUUUCAACAUCAAAUCCAUUAUCUAGAUACACUAAAACUUCUUCCUGACGCAGUCUUUUUUUCUUUUUCUGUAUUCUCUAAUUUAGCUCGAUUCAAAAUCUUUAAAAAUUCUGCUACUCUGGCUCGCAUCUAAAAAUAUAAGAAAGUUAAUUUAUUUAGAACAUAUGCUUACACGUUCAUGCAUAUGUACUUUAGAUGCUUUAAUAUGGUAACAUAACAUAUUUCGAAACAAUUGAAUUUUUGCAAUACAAUUAUCUUUUUUUUGAGGUGUAUAAUGUUGAGGAAAUAAAACUACAAAAAAAAAUCAAUACAAAUUUAAAUCUUCUGGAUAAUUUACCAAAUGUUACAUAGCCUAUAUUAUCAGAUAAUUUUAAAUCAUUUAAUGAUUGAAUUUCUAAAGGUGGAUCACGAUAUGAAUAAAAAACUUGAGGUGCAUUUUGAAUUGCUGGUCUUCGACGUGCAUCAACAAAUUCCUAAUUUAUCAAUUAUAAACUAUUUCUUGUAUUUUUAAUAUCUUUCCUGCAAAAAUACUUUUCCUAAAAUUCUAUCUGUUUCUUCCUUAAAAAUCGUACUAAAAAUAACUGUUACUCUAUCUGAAGAUGGAAUAAUAAAAAUAGCCUCUUCAUCUCUAUAUUGUAUUUUUAUAAUUUCCUUCUCUAUAUUCUUAGUAUUUUGUUCAUCUUUUUGCUCUUUCUCUAGAACUUGUUGUAUAUAAAACGCCUUUUCAAAUGGCGCUGAUAGUAUAUUUCUCUUAAGUAAUCCAAUACAACGAACAAGUUCCUUCUUUUCCUUCUCAUCUUCCGAUAUCUUUUCCUGAUCAAUAUAUAGUGAAAAAUCAUAUUUUUCCUCUGCAGAAACAAUUAAUCCUCCAUAAUAUCUUUCAAGAACUUCUUGUAAAUCAUAUU